Molecule: messenger RNA, 902 nt
Organism: Vanrija pseudolonga
Lineage: Eukaryota; Fungi; Basidiomycota; Tremellomycetes; Trichosporonales; Trichosporonaceae
Exons: 2
Coding region: 15-803 (262 amino acids)
Source: RefSeq, a predicted model, not a curated record
AGACCACCACCGCCAUGCCAGACGCAGCCGCGGACCCCGCGAACCCGCGCGUGAUCUUCACGCCGUCAGGGCUGCCGCCGACGCUCCCGCCCAACCCGGCCAACAUCGCAAGCCACGAGGCGCCCGACUCGCCCGCGCCGGCGUCAGCGCACGACGCGAUCGUGUCGCGCCUGCUCGUGCGCCCGGCCAUGCCGGCGCGCAGCGCGUCCGCGCCGACUGCGGCAGAGACGCCGAUGGGCCGCUCGGUCGCCGAGCUGAUGGACGCGCCGCUCGAGCCCUCGGGCGCGCGGGUCACGAACGCGCUCAACAGCCAUAUCUCUGCAGUGCUCGCUGCGCAGGAGGAGAUUGGCCGCGCACACCUCGCGCUUGAGGGGAUCGGGGACCCGUUCGAGGAUCGCGCGGAGAGCGCGCGCCAGCUUGCCGCGCGUGAGGCGGGCGUCGACGCCAUCAUGGCACGGCUCGCCGAGUUAUCACAGACGCUCAAGAGCUACCACGACCUCGGGACGCCAGUCUUCGCCUUCGCGCCAGCUGCACCGCGCACGCCGACGCCGCAAGGCAGCGUGUCGUCGCCAGUGCACGCGCGCAAGCCCGUCGUGACUAUCGCCCACCGCGGCGUACCGCCCCUCAAGGACGAGCCGAGCCUCGGCGUCGACAUUGCCCGCCAACGCCCCGCGCUCUGGCUCCAGCGCCUCGAGGACGGCGCGCACCACGUCCACGCUAGCCCGACUGAAAUGAGCGCGAAGAGUCCGCUGGGCGCAAAGAGCCCCUUGAGCGCCGAGACGCCCGCCAUGAGCCCGUUCUAAGCAGCCUGCGUCUUACGUCGUCGUCGAGAUGGUGGCGCUGCAACACCGGCCUUAGUGAUACACUUCUAAUCGGGCCCUUCCUCCCCCCCUCCCCUGUUG